GUUUUUUGCCUAAAAUGUCUGUUUUGAUAGUAAAGGUUGCUGAGCCCUGGCCCUGGGGUAGUUGAACUCUAUAUCUGUGGUGGCCUACACCUCUGGACCGGCCUCUCUGGGGAUUGCAGUUCUGAAGGAACGCAGAGAGCAGCACGUCCAGUGAAAAGACGGACUGCAACGUCCACAAUGCAAAGCGCGCAGGCAUCGUCCCAAACAGCGCUGAUCUGACAACCGACUGUCUCCCGGUGUAGCCGUCCUCCUCCCGGUCUACCGGUCCUCCAGCAGUCUAUAGAUCGCUGUUUUUAUCCAGGUCAUCCCGGCAGCACGGCGCUGUGACUCCCGCUGACGGGCGCUGUUCCCAAUGUUUACUUCUCCGGCAUGUCUCCUCCAGACGGGAGGGAAAGUACUGCUUCUGUUUACUGAACAUAUUGUUGUUGUGCUGAGUCUGGACAGCCGCUAUGGUUGUACGGCUUUAUAUUCACACUGCUGUGCGGCUGACGCACUAGUUGACAACAGUUAGGGACAGCUUCCUCUCUCUCUCUCUGGCGGAGAGCUCAUUGUCGACAAUAGCGGAUUCUCUCCGGCUCCAUGAUGGCGAUGUUUCGGAGCUUUGUCUCGGCGAGCACGCAGCUCCGCCAGCAGCAGCAGCAGCAGCAGCAGCAGCCCGGCUCCGGGUCCGGGUCCGGCAGCGGCUCGCUGACAGCCCCGGCGGAGGGCAUCGAGAGCCAGUUCUCUUGUCCCAUCUGCCUGGAGGUCUACCAUAAACCCGUCAGCAUCGCCAGCUGUGCUCACACGUUCUGUGGGGAGUGUCUGCAGCCGUGUCUUCAGGUGACCUCGCCCCUCUGCCCUCUCUGUCGUGUGCCCUUUGACCCCAAGAAGGUGGAGCGCUCCUCCAGUGUGGAGAAGCAGCUGGCCUCUUACAAAGCACCCUGCAGGGGCUGUAACAAGAAGGUGGCUCUGUUAAAGAUGAGGUCCCACAUUGCUUCCUGUUCUAAAGUACAGGAGCAGAUAGCCAACUGUCCUAAGUUUGUCCCUGUGGUACCCACCUCCCAACCUAUACCAAGCAAUAUUCCAAACCGGUCAACAUUUGCGUGUCCGUUCUGUGGGGCCAGAAACCUGGACCAGCAGGAACUGGUGAAGCACUGUAUGGACAACCACCGUAAUGACCCUAAUAAAGUGGUGUGUCCGGUAUGUUCAGCCAUGCCGUGGGGAGACCCCAGCUACAAGAGCUCCAACUUCCUCCAGCAUCUCCUUCACAGACACAAGUUCUCUUAUGACACCUUUGUUGACUACAGCAUUGAUGAAGAAGCAGCACUGCAGGCAGCUCUGGCUCUGUCACUGGCUGAAAACUGACACACCACAACCACCCUCUCACCGUUAGCACCGACUCCACCAUGACCGCGGUCGCCCCUCGUCCGUCUGCACUGCUGCUGUUUCUCAGAAGGUAUCAUCCACCCGACCCAGCCGGGUUCACGCAGUCUCCACGGAGAUUCACACCACGGAGAAGUCCAGCCAGCUUCGGUGAUGACCUCACUUCCUUUUUCUUUUCUUUUUUCCCCUGGUGUAGCAGGACAGUUUGCUACACUACAAAAUGAAAGCAAUUUGGAUGUAUUUUCACUGCUUCAUUUGAUUUGAUGAUUUAAAGACAAAACAUCCGGUUCGGAUUGAAAUGGAUCCAGGGACUGUAUCAAGAUGAGCUGAAACGGUAAAAACACCAACUGUUUCACCAGCUUAGAAACAGUCCAUCCACUCACAGCUUCAGUUCACCUGACAGCUGCCAUCUGGACCACCACAGCAUGAAGGGCUACCUCCAUGGAAACAUGUCUUUGUGUGUGUGAGUGUGAAACAUCCUGAAGCCUGCUAACUCUAAAAAACCUCAUCAGUGGCCACUUGUCACUUGCUAGGAAAUCCCGAUUGCUGGUACUCACUGUGAGUAACUUAUUCUACAGGUUGGUCUGUGGCGAACGGGCAAAUUCACUUAUUGGAUGAGUUAACAGUAGCAGCGGCUAGCACACAAGAGCUGAUUAGGACGAAUUUUGCAAAGAUAAACAGCUCCUCUAUUCAUCUCCACAAAACUGCUCCGGAGUCGGUGUGUCGUAUUUUGCACUUGCUAGACAAACAAAAUCACACGAGUUAGAAACACGGGCUUGUUGACCAUACACACAACAGAAGAGUUCAUCCUGUCGCUCUUGCUCUGUGCGAAGUUCAAGAUGACUUGUUGACUGAGCUGUUUGAAGUGCGGUUGCACGAUUACACCUGCGAUCAGGGUCUGAAAUUUAGCACCCGCCAAAUGUGAAUUGUUGGCAGCGGCGGGUGGAAUCGUCAGGUCAUCCGCCACUUUGGCAGGCAGGGAAAAGGAGUAGAUGGGAGUGGAGAACGGGUUCCUAGUUGUCUGAUUCCUUGGCAUCUCAUGCCUCCGUGACAUAUAGAUUCCUCUUACUGAUGCUUUCCGACAGUUAUGCAUACACAAUGACGUAUACGCACACUGUAUCAUGUUUCAGUUUGUUUGGAAAAAAAGAGAGAGGAAAAAAGCACUCAACAGCACCGCACUACUAAACCUGAGGGGACGCACCUCAUAUUUCCCCUGAUAAUGGUUCACUGUAAACAACAAAUCCGUGUUGAAAUCCGCAGGAGAAGAGUUAGUAACGUUAGCUGUUAGGAGCCGGUGGGCAGCACAGUCCUGCUUGGUUAAA
Messenger RNA from Sebastes umbrosus (honeycomb rockfish), 2684 nucleotides. Its product is annotated as E3 ubiquitin-protein ligase RNF166. Gene Ontology annotation, biological process: ubiquitin-dependent protein catabolic process; protein polyubiquitination. The transcript is spliced from 6 exons. The coding region runs from base 580 to 1344 and encodes 254 amino acids. Gene Ontology annotation, molecular function: ubiquitin protein ligase activity. Lineage: Eukaryota; Metazoa; Chordata; Actinopteri; Perciformes; Sebastidae. The record is from RefSeq and is a predicted model, not a curated record.